UGUGUGUAUUCAGUACUUCUGUUCAACCCGGCAACCAGCCUUCCGCUCUAGGCGUGCGGUCGUUGCUUGCUUCUCUAACCCAAACCUCUGUUGUUUGUUCUGGAACUCUCUCUCAAAAUCUCAUCCCUCACUUCCAUGGCGACAAUCAAUCUGUCUCCAUUACAAGCCUCCCCUUCUCUCCCCUUGCUCUAUUCGACUCCCGCUCAAGCUAGCGCCAAGCUGUCGUUCAAUUCGCCCAUCGCAAAACUAUCCACUUCCUUCCUUUCCCUUUCCUUUAGACCUAGUAGCCGUACAACUCCUCGGCGUCGUGCUUCCUUCGCCGCUGCCUCUGCAGCGCUCAAGAGUCUCUCCGAGGCAGAGCUGUUGCCCGUUCCUCCAUCUCUGGAGGAAAUCGUCGCAAAGUUCCCGUCGGAGUGCGGCGUUUAUGCCAUCCACGACAAGAACGGGGAUCUCCAAUUCGUCGGCAUCACGAAGAAUCUGGCCGCCAGCGUCGCCACUCACUCCAAAUCCGUCCCGGACCUUUGCUCCGCCGUUAAGGUUGGGGUAGUAGAAGAGGCUGACAGAGAUUCCCUGACGAAAGCAUGGAAAUCAUGGAUGGAAGAGCACAUAAAAGCCACGGGGAAAGUUCCGCCGGGUAAUGAAAACGGCAACGCCACAUGGGUCAAGCAGCCUCCGGCGAAGAAGAAGAAGGCUGACCUUCGCCUGACACCAGGGCGACACGUCCAGCUGACUGUUCCACUGGAGGAUUUGAUUGACAGAUUGGUGAAAGAAAACAGAGUGGUGGCAUUCAUCAAGGGCUCGAGAAGCGCCCCGAUGUGUGGAUUCUCGCAGAAAGUAGUGGGCAUUUUGGAGAGCCAAGGUGUGGACUACGAGAGUGUUGAUGUGCUCGACGAAGAGUAUAACUCUGGGUUGAGGGAAACCUUGAAGAAGUAUAGCAACUGGCCUACCUUCCCGCAGAUUUUCGUUCAAGGGGAGUUGCUUGGCGGCUGUGACAUUCUGACCUCCAUGUAUGAGACUGGAGAGCUUGCCGGAUUGUUGAAGAAGUGAGCUGUAUGUAUAAACCCUUGGUUUUGGAAUGGUGGGCUAGGAAGCUGAAAUGGGGUUGCUCACGAUCGCCUAGUCAAGGAGUAAUUUGGGUUGUUUCAUGGGGUUGGAAUUGGAGAUCAGGUAAAGUAACAACACGCAUUUGCGUGCGUCAAGAGAUACAUUGAAAUCGCUCCUGCUGAAUUAGUUCUUGGUCUGGUUGACGGCUUAAAAUUGCCAAUGUACUUUCUAGUUGCAUGGAGAGAUCAGAUUUAGUAUACCAACUUGUUUACUGAAAAUGCAUGAUA
Molecule: messenger RNA, 1331 nt
Organism: Linum tenue
Lineage: Eukaryota; Viridiplantae; Streptophyta; Magnoliopsida; Malpighiales; Linaceae
Source: the annotation of a GenBank genome assembly